UCCGACUACUUAGGGAAGAAUUACAGCUUUUGCAAGAACCUGGUUCGUAUGUUGGCGAGGUAGUCAAGCUCAUGGGCAAGAAAAAAGUUUUGGUCAAGGUGCAUCCUGAAGGAAAAUACGUAGUUGAUAUUGCGCCGGACAUUGAUAUUAAUCAGAUCACACCAACUUGUCGUGUGGCUCUUCGAAACGACUCUUAUACAUUACACAAAAUCCUUCCUAAUAAAGUUGACCCACUCGUUUCUUUAAUGAUGGUGGAAAAAGUGCCGGAUUCGACAUAUGAGAUGGUCGGUGGGUUAGACAAACAAAUUAAAGAAAUCAAAGAAGUGAUAGAAUUACCAGUAAAACAUCCUGAAUUGUUCGAGAGUUUGGGUAUCGCACAACCAAAGGGUGUUUUACUUUAUGGACCUCCCGGUACCGGUAAAACUCUAUUAGCACGUGCAGUAGCACAUCAUACGGAUUGUAAAUUUAUUCGUGUUUCUGGUUCCGAGUUGGUGCAAAAAUACAUUGGAGAAGGCAGUAGAAUGGUUAGGGAAUUGUUUGUCAUGGCCAGGGAACACGCACCAUCAAUUAUCUUUAUGGACGAAAUUGAUUCUAUUGGUUCUUCACGUAUCGAAUCCGGUUCCGGGGGUGGUGAUUCUGAAGUUCAAAGAACAAUGUUAGAGUUACUCAACCAAUUAGAUGGAUUCGAGCCUACAAAAAAUAUAAAGGUUAUUAUGGCAACGAAUCGAAUCGAUAUACUUGAUCCUGCGCUGCUGCGACCUGGUCGAAUUGACAGGAAAAUCGAAUUUCCGCCACCAUCUGAGGCCGCCCGUGCCGAUAUUUUGAAGAUUCACUCGCGUAAGAUGAAUCUGACUCGGGGUAUUAAUUUACGGAAGAUUGCAGAAAAGAUGACUGGAUCCAGUGGUGCUGAAGUUAAGGCCGUCUGCACGGAAGCAGGAAUGUAUGCGCUUCGGGAGCGGCGUGUGCAUGUUACACAAGAGGACUUUGAAAUGGCAGUAGCAAAAGUUAUGAAGAAAGGAGAAGAGCAAAAUGAAAGUCUACGCAAGCUAUGGAAAUAA
Molecule: messenger RNA, 1058 nt
Organism: Acaulospora morrowiae
Lineage: Eukaryota; Fungi; Glomeromycota; Glomeromycetes; Diversisporales; Acaulosporaceae
Source: the annotation of a GenBank genome assembly